This is a messenger RNA of Schistocerca cancellata (South American locust), 3291 nucleotides long. It is a transcript of the gene CPSF2, whose product is annotated as probable cleavage and polyadenylation specificity factor subunit 2. Bases 139 to 2349 code for a protein of 736 amino acids. Gene Ontology annotation, biological process: mRNA 3'-end processing by stem-loop binding and cleavage. The transcript is spliced from 16 exons. The record is from RefSeq and is a predicted model, not a curated record. Lineage: Eukaryota; Metazoa; Arthropoda; Insecta; Orthoptera; Acrididae. Gene Ontology annotation, molecular function: RNA binding. Gene Ontology annotation, cellular component: mRNA cleavage and polyadenylation specificity factor complex.
CAUCUCUGUUUCACUAUGUAACAACGUGACAAGUGAAAUAACUUUACGGGAAGUUCUCUGCCAAAACAAGCCAAGUUUGAAAUGCAUGUUUAGGUUAAAAUAUUGGAAAUUAUUGUUCAAGGGCACAUGUAAACCACCAUGACUUCAAUUAUAAAGGUACAUGCUAUUUCUGGAGCAAUGGAUGAAUCACCUCCAUGUUACAUGCUCCAGGUUGAUGAUUUUAGGAUACUGUUGGAUUGUGGAUGGGACGAGAAAUUUGACCCAGAGUUCAUGAAAGAACUGAAGAGGUAUGUUCACCAGAUAGAUGCAGUGCUGCUCUCAUAUCCAGAUCCACUACAUUUAGGAGCACUGCCAUACCUUGUUGGCAAAUGUGGCCUCAAUUGUCCAAUUUAUGCUACAAUUCCAGUCUACAAAAUGGGACAGAUGUUUAUGUAUGAUUUGUAUCAGUCUCGGCACAACAUGGAGGACUUCGAAUUGUUUACACUGGAUGAUGUUGAUGCUGCAUUUGACAAGAUAGUUCAACUGAAAUACAAUCAAAGUGUAGCAAUGAAAGGAAAGGGCUAUGGCCUGACUAUUACACCAUUACCUGCAGGCCAUAUGAUUGGUGGUGCUAUAUGGAAGAUUGUAAAAGUAGGUGAGGAAGAUAUGGUGUAUGCUGUAGAUUUCAAUCACAAAAAAGAACGUCACCUUAAUGGCUGUGAGUUGGAGCGUCUCCAGCGACCAUCCCUUCUCAUCACGGAUGCAUUUAAUGCUACGUAUCAACAGGCAAGGCGACGUACACGCGAUGAAAAACUAAUGACAAAUAUAUUGCAGACAUUAAGAAGUAAUGGUAAUGUCUUGAUUGCUGUGGACACUGCUGGAAGAGUUCUGGAAUUGGCACACAUGUUGGACCAGCUUUGGCGUAAUAAAGACUCAGGUCUUAUAGCGUAUUCAUUAGCAUUGCUCAACAAUGUCAGCUACAAUGUUGUAGAGUUUGCAAAAUCACAGAUUGAGUGGAUGAGUGACAAAUUAAUGCGAACCUUUGAAGGAGCAAGGAAUAAUCCUUUUCAGUUUAAGCAUCUACAGUUAUGUCACAGCAUAGCUGAACUCAGUCGAGUACCAAGUCCAAAGGUUGUUCUGGCCAGCUCUCCUGACAUGGAAUGUGGUUUCUCACGCGAACUUUUCUUGCAGUGGUGUUCUAAUCCUCUUAACAGCAUCAUUUUGACCAAUAGGACAUCACCUGGAACACUAGCCCGACAAUUAAUUGAACUUGGUGGGAACCGCACAAUGACUUUGGAAGUACGGCGUAGGGUGCGUCUUGAAGGUGCUGAACUUGAAGAACAGCAGAGGAAAGAAAGAGAAGCAAAGGAGGCCAGGGCAGAGAAAAGUGAAGAUGUUGACAUGAGUAGUGAAUCUGAGGAUGAAAUGGACAUGACUGCAGUUGGAAGAGGCCGGCAUGACUUACUUGUCAAGCAAGAAACGAAAGUACAGACAGGGUUUUUCAAGAGCAGCAAGAAGCAGCACCCCAUGUUUCCCUUCUUUGAGGAAAAAGUUAAAUUUGAUGAAUAUGGUGAGAUUAUUAGAUCAGAGGACUACAAGAUGGUUGACUCUAAUCCUGAAGCAGAAGAUAACAAGGAGAAUGUUGAAAUUAAGGAAGAAGAAGUAACAGUGGACAUCACUGAAGUGCCUACGAAGUGUGUGUCAUCUGUACGCCAAGUGCGUGUUGUAGCACAAGUCCAGUUCAUCGAUUUUGAGGGUCGCUCAGAUGGUGAAAGUUUGCAAAAAAUCUUAGGCCAAUUGAAACCACGUCGAUUAAUCCUUGUGCGAGGAAACACAGAAGGAGUACAGAUGCUACAAAAUGCAUGUAGACACUGGGGAGCAGCUCGUGUAUUUGCACCUCAACGUGGAGAAAUUGUUGAUGCCACAACAGAGACACACAUAUAUCAGGUUCGGCUGACAGAUGCUCUUGUUUCAUCACUUCAACUGAAACGUGGAAAAGAUGCAGAGCUAGCAUGGAUAGAUGCUCACAUAACUACAAGAGAAGCUUCAAAGGAUGUAAAACCUGUAGAUGCAGAUACAGAGAAAGACGAAAAGGACGAUGACCAGAUAUAUACUCUGGAACCGUUGCCUCUCAAUCAGAUCUCAGGUCACCAAACAGCAUUCAUCAAUGAAUUAAAGCUUUCUGAUUUCAAGCAAGUGCUCACAAAGGCCAAUAUCAGCUCUGAAAUAUCUGGAGGUGUUCUCUGGUGCUGUAAUGGAACAGUGGCUGUGCGAAGGCAUGACACUGGCAGAGUCACCUUAGAAGGCUGUUUAUCAGAAGACUAUUAUAACGUCCGAGACUUACUCUAUGAGCAGUAUGCAAUUGUCUGAAAUCUGUUGGUAUUGUUAAAGGAAGAUUAUCAAGAUGUUGGUGAACUUGAAGAUCAUCACCUGUGGCACUGAGUGUUAAUGAUGCAAUUGAAAAGGAUUGUAUUUUGUGGAGCACGUAUUUGUCAGCAGCUUAUUUUUAAAGUCUGCUUUGUACACUUUGCUGGAAAUAUUGGAGAUGAUCAGGAGAUUCACCUGUAUAUGGACUUGUAAAUAUCAAUAACAUUGUCUACUGCUGAGCAGUGACAUAAGCCAUUUCUGCAAGGUUUAUAUUUGAGAUCCCACAAGGGAUACAAUUUUGUAUAUAUGACUUUCUUUCAAUCAGAGUGAAAUCACAAUCUUCCCUUGUGUGAUGCUGAUUCCUUGAGGAAUCGUUAAUGCACAAGUGUUAUUUUCUUGGAUGCAGAUCAGUCAUGUGUUUGUCUUGUAUUCAGCACAGUGUAUAGUAUAAACAACUGAAAAUUGCGCAGAAAAAAAAAUCCAUCAAAAACUAUGUUAAUAUUUGGUGAAUUCCUUGUGCCUAAAAGUUAUUGAUCCCGCAUUUCUCUGAAACUUGUGGUGACAGGUAUAAAUAUCAGUUUCAUGAAGUUGCUGAUUGUCAUUUCAGUUGCCUGGUCCAACAACAAGUUUGUUUACUCUUUAAAAUGUUUUAAUCCAACUUUAAGAAUAUGUUGUGAAAAUGGCACAGUUUAAGCUACCUUGAAUGUGGCAGAUCUAGUACUAUAUGUUUUAUUGCUGUUUAAUGUGUUCAUACUAUAGCUUUAUUCCUACUGAUUUACUGUCUGAUUUUUUUCCUGUUAUUUCAUGUGCAUGUAAUGGGAUGCAUAUGUUGUUUGGAUAAAAAAUGGACUUAACACUGUUUAUUUUGGUCCAUACCAAGGAUAAACCACGAUGGAAAUUGCAAGGUGGAAGAAGAUAAGAAAUAAAAUUGGGUUGGCAUUCAAA